AUGAUUCAAGAUUAUUUCCAAUUGACUACUAAGUUGAUUCAUGAUUAUAUUGGAUCAACUCAUGAGAGAAAUGUCAAAGAAGAGUUCAGACCAAGUCACAAUGUAAAUCAAUAUUUAAUUUAUCAAGAUCAAGACAAAAAGAAAUUGUUGAUGGUUAUAGAUAUUAUCUUGAUGACGGAAAAGAUGCAAAUAAUCAGUAUAUUUUGCACCAAUGAUGAUAAUACUGAAAAGAUUAAGAUCAAUUGGGAUGAGAUAGAUGAAGCUAAGUUUCCUAUAGAUGAAAUCAAUAUAUCAAAUGAUUUGAUCUGUAAGUUUAAUGAUCAUAUUAAGAAGAGUGAAAGAGAUGAGAGGUUAAAACAAUUGUUCAAGAAAUCAUUGAAAUCACCCAAAGUUAUGGCUGUUAAUGAAAACAAACUUUCAGAUUUGAAACCAAGAAUCGACCUUGAUGAUCCUCAUCCUCCAAUUGGUCCACCGCCAUCACAUCUCAUUGAUGUGGCUGAUUCGUCAAGAACUAGAUUACCUGAUAAACCCGAUUUCGAUGAUGAGUAUGAAAUCAAAGGCAAAUAUCAACAAAAUAGACCACAAGUUUCAAUGUCCAUUGGUGAUGAUGAUUUGUACCCCGGGGGUAUUAAGAAUAUCACCGACCAUGAUCCUCUUAGAAUUGGUGGUAGAGGUAACGGUAUGUCACCUUCGUUUAACCACCCUCUUUUUGGAAAUAGAUCGACAUCUACCCGAGGCGAUCAUCCAUUUGGUGCAAGAUAUGAUGAGCCUUUCGGACCAGGUGAGGACGAUGAAUUAACCAGUCAAGGAUUACCAGGGUACCGAGGAACCAAUAAUGGAAUUGGUUUUGGACAAAACAAUCCUUUUGGGGGACCUCCAUUUUAA
Molecule: messenger RNA, 885 nt
Organism: Yamadazyma jaroonii
Lineage: Eukaryota; Fungi; Ascomycota; Pichiomycetes; Serinales; Debaryomycetaceae
Source: the annotation of a GenBank genome assembly